AGUCAAGCAGUACCACGUUGACCAGCACUACUGAGUCGAGUACCACCGAGUCGAGCACAACGCUGGGCAGCACGACAGGAGUCGAGCACCACUGGGUCGACUACCACGGAACGACGUAGCAUCACAUUGACCAGCACGACAGAGUCGAGCACCCCAGGUUCGAGCACCACAGAGUCAAGCAGUACCACGCUGACCAGCACGACUGAUUCGAGUAUCAUUGGGUCGAGCACCACGCUGGGCAGCACGACGGAGUCGAGCACCGCUGGGUCGACUACCUUGGAACGAAGUAGCACCACAUUGACCAGCACGACAGAGUCGAGCACCCCAGGUUCGAGCACCACAGAGUCAAGCAGUACCACGCUGACCAGCACGACUGAGUCGAGUACCACUGGGUCGAGCACCACGCUGGGCAGCACGACAGAGGUCGAGCACCACUGGGUCGACUACCACGGAACAGAAUAGCAUCACAUUGACCAGCACGACAGAGUCGAGCACCCCAGGUUCGAGCACCACAGAGUCAAGCAGUACCACGCUGACCAGCACGAUUGAGUCGAGUACCACCGAGUCGAGCACCACGCUGGGCAGCACGACGGAGUCGAGCACCACUGGGUCGACUACCACGGAACGAAGUAGCAUCACGUUGACCAGCACGACAGAGUCGAGCACCCCAGGUUCGAACACCACAGAGUCAAGCAGUACCACUCUGACCACCACGACUGAUUCGAGUAUCACUGGGUCGAGCACCACGCUGGGCAGCACGACGGAGUCGAGCACCACUGGGUCGACUACCACUGGACGAAGUAGCAUCACAUUGACCAGCACGACAGAGUCGAGCACCCCAGGUUCGAGCACCACAGAGUCAAGCAGUACCACCUUGACAAGCACGACUGAGUCGAGUACCACUGGGUCGAGCACCACGCUGGGCAGCACGACAGAGUCGAGCACCACUGGGUCGACUACCACAGAGUCAAGCAGUACCACACGAGCCUUUUCCGCCAGCACUUCCACCAGCAUGGCCACUUCUUCAACCGGCACUCUCACAAGCACAAGCCAGACGAGUACCACCACCCUGACAUCCACCUCUGUAACGAGCACAGCCCGGACAGGCAGCACAGUAACGUCCACUAGCCACACAAGCACCCUUUCCCUAACAACCAUGUUCACGACCACACUCGCCCGUACACUCCUAAGCACAAGCCAGACGAGCACCACCACCUCGGUAAGCGCAAUCAUCAUUCCCAGUGCAACUUCUUCGACGUCGCAUACAAUCACUACCGUCGCCGCCACCAGCACAGCCGCUUCUUCGCUCAGCACUCUCACGAGCGCAAGCCAGACGAGCACCACCACCCUGACAUCCACCUCUGCAACGAGCACAAGCCAGACGAGCACCACCACCCCGACGAACACGACGAUCACAGCCACCAGCACGGCCGCUUCUUCAACCAGCACUCUCACAAGCGCAAGCCAGACGAGUACCACCACCCUGACAUCCACCUUUGCAACGAGCACAAGCCAGACGAGCACCACCACCCCGACGAACACGACGAUCACCGCCACCAGCACGGCCACUGCUUCAACCAGCACUCUCACAAGCGCAAGCCAGACGAGUACCACCACCCUGACAUCCACCUCUGCAACGAUCACAAGCCAGACGAGCACCACCACCCCGACGAACACGACGAUCACCGCCACCAGCACGGCCACUUCUUCAACCAGCACUCUCACAAGCGCCAGCCAGACGAGUACUACCACCUUGACAUCCACCUCUGCAACGAUCACAAGCCAGACGAGCACCACCACCCUGACGAACACGACGAUUACCGCCACCAGCUCGGCCACCUCCACGACUACCCGCUCACUCACGAGCGCAAGCCAGUCGAGCACCACCAGCCUGACGAGCACAACCAGCACUUCCAGCACAGCUUCCUCGACGACACAGACAACCACUACGACCCCGCUUUAUUCCUUGAGCAGCUCUUUGUCUUUCGACAGCACAGGCACGGCAACUCAGGUGGAAGCUGCUGUGGUCGCAGUUUUGACUGCAACAUAUUCAGUGGCCGAGGACAUUAUGACUGUGACUGUCACGGCGGGUACUUCGCCCAUCGUGACCCGAGAGCUCGCAGGCUCAACCACCAGCUGGCAGGUAGAUUUUAUGAUUGUUGCAGAUGAGGGCACUGUCGACCAGGUGUACGCAGUCGCUGUCAAGAUGUCUGCAAACAGUACAAACUCCAGUGCCCUCGAACGCUUUGGGUCGGAUCUGGGCAGCGCCUUGGAAAGUUUGAACGUGACGCUAAAUUCGACAACCCUGGCGUACACAGACCCAGUUAAACUGAUAAUUACCGCCACCGUGACAACAGUAAGCACGAGCACUACCCAGACGAGUACAUUCACCAGAACACUUACAAGCGUAAGCCAGACGAGCAGUGUCACCUCAACCACCGGCACAUUUACAAGCAUAAGCCAGACGAGCAGUUUCACCCUGACCACCACCGCUCAUACCAGCACGGCCACCUCAACCACCAGCGCAUCUACAAGCGUAAGCCAGACGAGCAGUUCCACCCUGACCACCACCGCUCAUACCAUCACGGCCACCUCAGGCACCAGAACUCUCACGAGCACAACCUCUGAAACGGGCACAACGCAUAGCACCACCCUGACGAGCGCAUCCGAGACCAGCUCAACACCGAGCAGCACCUUGACGAGCGCAUCCGAGACCAGUAUCACAGGGAGCAGCACCCUGACGAGUGUAUCCGAGACCAGCACCACAGGCAGCAGCACCCUGACGAGUGUUUCCGAGAGCAACACCACAAGCAGCAGCACCUUGACGAGUGCAUCCGAGACCAGCACGACACAGAGCAGCAGUGUCAGUUCUGGGUCUUCGACUUGGACCACGAGAAGCAGAACCACUUCGACCACCAUGAGUACUACCGAAAGCAGCAACACUCCGACCACUGUGAGCACUGCGAGCAUUCGGGCGCCCCCUCAAAUAAUUGGGUCGAUCGGCUUGCUGUUCGUGGAUCCGGAGGCGGUCCGGAACGGCCCAGAUGCAUUGAAGGUGUUGAACUCAAUUGGCGCUACGAUCGCUCAGGUGGUGGGCACGUCCGCGAGUUACGUCAGCACCUGGUUUGCGCAGUCUCGAAGGCUCCGGGCCCCUACGCGCGGGCUCUCCAGCGGCAGCCUUGUGGUGGAGUACAGCGUAUCUGUGCCAGCGGAUGCUCCGGCCGACAUCCCGGAUCUUGCCGCCAUGCAGGCGUCCUUGGACAGUGUGGAUAUCAGCUCUUUCACGUCUUUGUUGCAAGCGAACAUCGACGUGGAGGUCGGGGACGGAGUGUACGAGGUCGCCGUGACGGGAAUCACGGCAAUCGCCAUCAACGUGCCGAGCGUCACCUUGCCAGAGGAUACAAUCGACGCUGGUCUCGAGGACGAGGCCAAUUCGAUUAUUGUCGGCAUCGUCAUUUCAGGUGUGGUUUUUAUCGGGUGCGGGUCUUUGCUUCUGUUGCGAGGCUGGCGCUCCCAUCGUCGGCAAGCGGGGGAUCAUGUCAGGGACGCGGAGGUCCCGGGGAUCCCGGUGGGCCCGUUGGGCGCCGCCGGGUCGGCGGCCAGCGCCAGGUCCGAGAAGCUCUCCGUCCGCUUCGAGGGCGACAAGCCGCCCGAGGGCGACCCCAGCUCGGCGAACGCGGGCUCGGCCAGCGCUGGAGCACAGGCCGCGGCUGCGAGGCCGCCCGCUGGCGUGGGCCCCCGCCCACGCCAGCGCUCGCCCAAGCCGCGCUCGCCCACGCCGCGCCCGAAGAAGCGCGGCAAGGCCCAGCAGGUGGCCGACGCCGGCGAGGCCGCGGCGGGCCCGGGCGGCGCCGCCAGGCAGCCUUCGCAGCGCGCGCUGGUCGAGGACCCGGAUGAGAUGCCGUUCGUGCAAGCCUCCAAGUGGAUCGUGGUGCCUCAGCUGGGCCGGCUCUUCUCGGCGGCGGCGCCCGACUGCGACGACUCGGAGGGGUUCGUCGACGACAGCGACUCCCUGGACGACCAGUGCUCCAUUGUGUCCGUGGACCUCGGGCACCCCGCGGACGAGGACCGCUCCGUGGUCUCCGUGGGCGGCAGCCGCUCCGUGGUCUCCGUGGGCGCCCCGUCGCUCGACGGCGCGUGCCCCGCGGCGCACGCCGGCAGGCGGAUCUUCGGGCUGGACCCCUAACCCUGGUAACUCGCUGUAUAUAAAAACAUGACAUCGUUUAACAAGUCAGGAACUCAGGAGCACAGCUUGGUGCCUCGCAACUUGGUGGCACCACUGGCGGGCCAGCAGGUUCCUGAAAUGCGUUCGCCAUUUUUACUGUAUUGUGGCGCAAGACUUGUGUCCUAUUUUAUUGCAUCAUGGCUGCUGGUGCAGGCAGUGUUUUUCGUAGCGGACAGCGCGCCGGUGAGCGCCCGCUAGGCACUGCCAGUAUUUCGGUGUUUCACUACUUGUGUUUUUUGUUGCCAUUGCGGUGUCGUUGCAAAUCAGUAGCCGGCACGGCCAAUAACACUUGGCAUUUUGGUUGCAUCGCUGUAGAGGCUGCGAUAGCUGUCGGCCUUGCCCAGAGGAGGACGAUGUGGAGCACAAGGAGCAGGAGUAGGAGUAGGAUAGAAAACUACUUAAAGCAUGCAAGGCAGCAGCAAGCAUUCGAACGCGCCCCAACGAGGCGAAUGCUCGAUUGAGAAUCUUGUAGCCAGUAUAUGUGAGCUGUGUUGCUGCAAAGCGCUGUAUUGAUCGUGGCAGCUUCCGCAAGCAAUGCCUCGCAGACUGGCCGACUGGCGCUGCGACUCUUAUCUCAAUAUGUAACUUGUUCGCUGUGGUUGCCGCCAUCCUUGGCCAAUCUAGCAUGGGCCCAACUGCGGCAUACUAGAUAGAAGCCAGGGUGGGAUUCCAUGGGCCCUGGCCAUCCCUUGUGGGCCAAUAGAGCUCAGGGGAGAGGCCCCGCAUGCUCCCAGCCCGAUGGUCUCUCCGCGGGCUUGAUUGAGCCUUCUCAAGCCAGCUCCAAUUUUCUCAUCGUACCAUCGGUUUGAUGGCAGUAUCGUAUAGGAGGUGGCAGGCUCAAACAAAAAAUCUACCUAAACUGCUGUCGAC
Prorocentrum cordatum is the source of this 5095-nucleotide messenger RNA. Lineage: Eukaryota; Dinophyceae; Prorocentrales; Prorocentraceae. The record is from the annotation of a GenBank genome assembly.